AUGCCCUGUGUGGGAGUACUCUGGCACUCUACAGGCUGCCCGCUGCUGCCAGAGCUUCUUUCAUUUUCACUUUUCUGCGCGCUUUUUUGUGCAGCUCCACCCGAGCUCCAGAGCCCGCACGUCGCGGAGGCUCCGGGCGUGGUCUGCAGCAGCCUCGGGAAGGAGCCCCAGCUGCCCAGGCGGGAGCGCAGAGCUCGGGAACCGCAGCGCAGGAACCCGGGGCCGGCGGCCGGAAACUGCUUUGUGAGUGCAGCCAGAGCAGUGACUGCGGAGCAGGGGGGCUGGCAUCCGUCUGGGAGCGGGGUGACCAGCCAGGCCGUGUCUUGCCGAGCCCAUUUGGGCACAGGGACAGCUCUAAGUGCUGCCGUGGGUGCUGAGGACGAGCUGCUGCUGACCCCCUGUCCGCCGCAGAUGUCCCGGGAGCCGUGGCGGGCGCGGGCGCGCUGUGCCCCGCUGAUCCCGCAGGCCCGCGGCGGGCGGGCGCAGCGCGCCGUGUACGUGCUGCUGGGGCUGUGUGCCGGGGCUCUGCUCCUCGCAGGACAGCCCCUCGUGCCCACCGCCCGCAGCCUCGCCUUCCACUUUGCCACCCUGCAGAUCGGGGAGCUGCUCAAGGGCACCUGCUACCUGGCCGAGGAGAUCUUCCAUCUGGACUCCAGGCACCGUGGCAGCUUCUGGAGGGCCCUGAGCAGCUGCUUCCCCCCACGCUGGCACGGGCCCAUGCUGCUCGUCUGUGGCUCAGCCUACGUGGCUCUCCUCGGUGAUGGGCAGCCACUUGGCCUCCACCUCAUCCUGGCCAGUCUGUGCCAGCUCGUCAUCCUUGCCCUGGGGCUCCAGAAGCCCUCAGCAGUGGAGAUGUCUGAGAUGUGCGAGAGGUCCAAGCAGAAUGCUGCUCAUGGGCUUGCCUGGUCCUUUUAUGUUGGGUACCUAAAAAUAGUCCUGCCACGGGUGAAAAAGUCCAUGGAGGAAUUCAGCAGAGCCAAUCCCAACCUGCCAGCAUGCAGGAAGACCUGGAAGCUCCACAUCUUGAUCCCUCUGAGCUGUGAUAUCUAUGAUGACCUGGAGAAAGCUGACAGCAAUAUCCAGUAUGUGACAGAGCUCACUGAAACCAUCCUGGCCCGAGCUGGCAUCAAAAAGAGGGUCUACAAACACAGCCUCUAUGCAAUCACGGAUGAAGAAAACCAGCUGUGGCACUGUGCUGUGGAAUAUGCCACCCCGCUGCAGACCCUCUACGCCAUGUCCCAGGAUGAGUGUGCUGCCUUCAGCCGGGAGGAGCGUCUGGAGCAGGCCAAGCUUUUCUACAGGACCUUGGAGGAGAUCCUGAAAGGCUCCAAGGAGUGUGCAGACACAUACAGGCUCAUUGCCUACGAGGAGCCAGAAGAAGCAGAGACCCACUUUUUGUCCAGAGAGAUUGUGUGGCACUUGCGGCAGGAGCAUCACGAGGAGAUUGCCGUGCUCGAGCAGAGCCACCCGCACAGCCCAUCCACGGCCCUGGACUCGGCAGAGCUCAACCUCCAGAUCAGUGUGUCAGACCUGCCAGACCUGCCACAGCCCCUGCGCACUGAUGGCUUCUGACACAGCCCCUUGGGGCUUGGGUCACCCUUCCCCAACCCCCUUCCUGUUGGAGCAUGUGCUACCCAUGGCUGCAACCCCCAGCUCCCACCCAAACCUCCUGUGUACCACGGUUACUGGAGCAGCUGACUCAGCCCACAGCCCUGUGACAUGCUUCCCAUUUUCUUUGUUAUGUACAGCUGUGAUGUUCUUCUGUGGGUGUACUGUUUUUUUUAUC
This is a messenger RNA of Onychostruthus taczanowskii (white-rumped snowfinch), 1786 nucleotides long. It is a transcript of the gene STING1, whose product is annotated as stimulator of interferon response cGAMP interactor 1. Gene Ontology annotation, biological process: innate immune response; positive regulation of macroautophagy; defense response to virus. Gene Ontology annotation, molecular function: 2',3'-cyclic GMP-AMP binding; cyclic-di-GMP binding. NCBI's taxonomy places the organism in Eukaryota, Metazoa, Chordata, Aves, Passeriformes, Passeridae. Gene Ontology annotation, cellular component: endoplasmic reticulum membrane; autophagosome. The record is from RefSeq and is a predicted model, not a curated record.